This is a messenger RNA of Dichomitus squalens LYAD-421 SS1, 747 nucleotides long. RefSeq lists its product as uncharacterized. Lineage: Eukaryota; Fungi; Basidiomycota; Agaricomycetes; Polyporales; Polyporaceae. The record is from RefSeq and is a predicted model, not a curated record. The transcript has a single exon. The coding region runs from base 1 to 747 and encodes 248 amino acids.
AUGGACAUCGACUCCGCCCAUCCUAGCCCCCUUCUGCCUGGGUCUCUGGACGUAAUGCAUCAUCCCUUUACAUCCAUGGACAUGCAAUUUACCGACGAAUACUCUCUCCUUAUCGCACAAAGCCACGUGGCGGGCUUUUGGGUCCUUGCUGACGUCGAGGAGAUCGAUGUAGACUGGCAGGCGUGGACAUCAGUCAUCCCGGACCGUCUGGAACUCGCAAAUAUCACUACGCUCCGUAUUCAUAUCCAAGGUACCCACAACUUCUGGCAUACGAUAUUUGGCCCCAUGGUACAGCUCAAGGAACUCGCCGUGAGCUUGGACAAGGCUUCCCUUGCCCCCACGGCCCGUCCGCCCGUCGUUAUCCUUCGCUCCGUCCUCUCGCAGGAACCCCUCCUCUGUCCCGCGCUGCACACCCUCAACAUCGAGUGGCCAAACGCAAUCAAGUCGGACGACUUGUGCGUGUCGGAUCUUACUGAUAUGCUCGUCACGCGGACCCGACUAGGCUGUCCCAUCCACACUCUCGCGGUCCGUGCAAUCGCAGUAAUCGUGGACAUCGGUGGACAACGCGUCUGGGGCUUCGGGCCCAUGCUCGCCCCUUUGGCGGCGUUGGUGCAGGUGUUUUCGUCGGUAUCGCGGCUGGAUGAGCACGUGUGCACCUUCGAGCCUAGCCGGAUCUGGUCGGUCGAGGGCGCAGAGGAGUACUGGGAAUUGGAUCAGUGCAGUCGCCCUCAUUACAGCGUCCCUUGA